This is a messenger RNA of Microsporum canis CBS 113480, 858 nucleotides long. RefSeq lists its product as uncharacterized. The transcript has 7 exons. The record is from RefSeq and is a predicted model, not a curated record. NCBI's taxonomy places the organism in Eukaryota, Fungi, Ascomycota, Eurotiomycetes, Onygenales, Arthrodermataceae. The coding region runs from base 1 to 858 and encodes 285 amino acids.
AUGACAGUGGAUGAAGGGAGGGUCACUGUGAGCAUGACCCAGUCAGCUGACACCAACCUAAGAAUUUCCCCGCUCACGCACUGCCGGGUCAUGCAGAAUAAAGGCUCGUUAUGGUAUAUUGCUGAUAAAUUCAAGGUUACCACCCGUGUUGGUGGUAGAAAGCUUUUUAAGGACCUCAGUCUCUGGAAGCCGCUCAAUCCUAGAUCCCAGAUGACAUGGGGAAAUGCAAGCAGAUGUUCCGUUCCUUAUCUCGAGGAUGAACAUUGCGCCCAAGGAGGCAGACUCGAUCGCUGUUGGUUUCUGGUGACGUGGACCAGCCCAUGUCUAUCGCAUGAUCAUUGGAAAACAUUGGGAGAUGGAUACUCAAAGCAAACCUGGGGCGGUCACCAUGGCGAUCUAGUCUUCGAAUAUGACCGUCUCAGCUAUGCGUUCAUUGUACUGCAACGCACUACGAAGAGACCGAAGACUUCUCCAGGAAAAAAACGGCAUCACCUAUUAAAUGCGCGAAAGAAAUAUAUCAGGGAGAAUAACACGCUCAACAAUAAAUCAUCUUCACGGCCUCCCACACGCUGUCCAGGCUCCAAAUGUUUCACCCUCAAUGUGAUACCAAAUGACGGGCUUGCCGGGGCAGGUAAAAUGCCCCAGAAACUGAUAAUGAUGCUGACGUACUCUUCCCCGGCAAGAAUGUUACGGAUGACAGCUGCUUCUUUUUCUUCCAGGAGAACCGGAAGUUCAAUGUCAAGGUAUAUGAAAACCCGAACCCAUCCCUGGGCUGUUGAACAAGCUCACCCACACGAUGACGCUGUCGAGUCCUGCAUGUGGAGGGAUCUCUUUGCCACGGAGGCGGUUCCUUUAUAG